Molecule: messenger RNA, 4125 nt
Organism: Etheostoma spectabile (orangethroat darter)
Lineage: Eukaryota; Metazoa; Chordata; Actinopteri; Perciformes; Percidae
Gene: appbp2
Product: amyloid beta precursor protein (cytoplasmic tail) binding protein 2
Exons: 13
Coding region: 280-2046 (588 amino acids)
Biological process (GO): intracellular protein transport; proteasome-mediated ubiquitin-dependent protein catabolic process
Cellular component (GO): Cul2-RING ubiquitin ligase complex
Molecular function (GO): protein binding; ubiquitin-like ligase-substrate adaptor activity
Source: RefSeq, a predicted model, not a curated record
GUCAACGCCAGUGACUGAAUGCGUAGGGACGGGGGCACGGAACUGCUGUAGGGUCGACGAAUUAUUGGACAUGAAGGAGAAAGAUGUAAAUUAAAUAGCGGUUUUAGAAUUGUAGGCUUAAAUUGGCGAUAGCACAGUUACAUGACACGUCACGUUAAAGCGAAUGUUGUAUGAGAACUCGCGGAGGAAGUGCUUUAAUCGCAGUUAGGUAGCGAAUGUAGGAAGAGUUGGGGAGGGCUGUUGCUGCUGGGGUUUUUUUUUUUGGAGAGGGAAAACAACAUGGCCGCGGUGGAGCUCGAAUGGAUCCCAGAAACACUGUACAACACAGCUAUCUCGGCUGUGGUGGACAACUACAGCCGAUCAAGAAGAGACAUACGGUCGCUCCCAGAAAAUAUACAGUUCGAUGUCUAUUAUAAGCUUUACCAGCAGGGCCGGCUCUGCCAGCUGGGAGGAGAGUUCUGUGAGCUGGAGGUGUUUGCUAAAGUACUGCGGGCUUCAGACAAAAGACACCUUCUGCACCACUGCUUUCAAGCGCUAAUGGAUCACGGUGUGAAAGUGGCCUCAGUUCUGGCAAACUCCUUCAGCCGCCGCUGCUCCUACAUCGCAGAGUCUGACGCCCAUGUCAAAGAGAAGGCCAUCCAGUUUGGCUUCGUGCUAGGUGGCUUCUUGUCUGAUGCAGGCUGGUACGGAGAUGCGGAGAAAGUGUUUCUGUCAUGCCUGCAGCUGUGCACACUCCACAGUGAAGUCCUCCACUGCUUCCGGGCUGUGGAAUGCUGUGUCAGGCUGCUUCAUGUCCGCAAUGGCAACUGUAAGUACCACCUGGGGGAGGAGACCUUCAAGCUCGCUCAGUCUUACAUGGACAAACUAGCCAAACAUGGCCACCAGGCCAACAAGGCAGCGCUGUACGGCGAGCUUUGUGCCUUGCUCUUCGCCAAAAGCCACUAUGAUGAGGCAUACCGGUGGUGUAUAGAAGCUAUGAAGGAAAUUACUCCAGGGCUGCCUGUCAAAGUAGUGGUUGAUGUCCUCCGGCAAGCCUCAAAGGCCUGCGUUGUGAAGAGAGAGUUUAGAAAAGCCGAGCAGCUGAUCAAACAUGCAGUGUUUUUAGCAAGAGAACAUUUUGGACACAAGCAUCCCAAGUACUCCGACACGCUGCUAGAUUAUGGAUUUUACUUAUUAAAUGUAGACAACAUAUGCCAAUCAGUUGCUAUUUACCAGACAGCACUGGACAUCCGACAGUCUGUGUUCGGAGGGAAGAACAUCCACGUUGCCACAGCCCAUGAAGACCUGGCCUACUCCUCAUAUGUGCACCAAUAUAGCUCCGGGAAAUUUGACAACGCUCUGUUCCACGCAGAACGUGCCAUAGACAUCAUAACUCACAUUCUGCCUGAGGACCAUCUGCUGCUGGCCUCCUCCAAGAGAGUCAAAGCUCUGAUUCUGGAGGAAAUCGCCAUCGACUGCCACAAUAAAGAGACAGAAGAGCGCCUUCUACAAGAGGCUCAUGACCUGCACCUCUCUUCACUGCAGCUGGCCAAGAAGGCCUUCGGAGAGUUCAACGUCCAGACAGCCAAACACUAUGGCAACUUAGGUCGACUCUACCAGUCCAUGAGGAAGUUCAAGGAGGCCGAGGAGAUGCACAUCAAAGCCAUCCAGAUCAAGGAGCAGCUUCUGGGCCAUGAGGACUACGAGGUGGCUCUGUCUGUGGGUCACCUGGCCUCCCUCUACAACUACGACAUGAACCAGUAUGAAGACGCAGAGAGGCUCUACCUGCGCUCCAUCGCUAUUGGUAAGAAGCUGUUUGGAGAGGGUUACAGUGGGCUGGAGUACGACUACCGAGGCCUAAUCAAACUCUACAACUCAGUGGGAAACUACGAGAAGGUGUUUGAAUACCACAACGUACUGUCUAACUGGAACCGGCUGAGGGAUCGACAGUUUGCCGUGGCAGAUGCCCUGGAGGACGUCAACACUACACCGCAGCAGACCCAGGAGGUGGUACAAGCCUUCCUAUUGGCUCAGAGCCUGGGCCCCACCCGCCCAUGUCUUGGCUGAUUUUAUGAGGGAAGAGAAAGAAGAAGAAGAAAAAAAAAGACACAUGGCUUUGGCCUGGCGAGGACACAUACUAAGCCCAAAUGUGAUGCUUCAGUUGCACACAGUUAAAUAGUAAUGCACAGUAAAGUUCAAGCAUCACUGGCGAGUCAGAUGACUUAAUAGUCACUGCAGCUGUCAGUACAUACACACACUUAUAGUUGUGGAAUAAAAAAAGUAGAGAAGACACCAUUUUCAAACCUCAUCGACAUUCAUUCAAACCAUCAAGAUGCAACUCCAGACAGGAUGCAGCUUCACCCCACAGAGCAGACAGUUGCAUUUCUCCAAGAGAAAGAGGACACACGACUGAGAGGGGGGGAAAGUAAAAGAAGAAAAGAAAAAAUCCCUCAAGCAUCCUGUAAGGAUGACAAAUUCUCUCUCCUCUUCUCCUGUCUCGCUCGCCUUUUUCUUUUCAGUUUGGAAUCGGAGGAGAUUUUUUGCUUUUUGUAUUUGAACCAGUGUAGUUCUGAAUGCCAUGAGACUCAUCCCAGAUCAAAACCAUGUUCUCCAGGGCUAUAUACAGAACAGAAUCUGGACCCCACACACAUCUGUGAAAAACUUGUUUUAACCCACAUCCAUCAUCAUCUCUUGGUGGAUCAAAGACGGAAAAUGUCAGAUAUGUUUGACACUUGUACAGUAAAAUAAUACAGCAGAUUGUACAUUUAAGUUUCAAUUGAAGGCUUCUUCUCUUUGCAAAGGAAUGAAAGUGGACCCUUAUGGUGUUUUUCCAUGCACGUGUGCUGCCUUGGCUCAGUUUGACAGCACAGCAGGGAUUUGCAUCUCCAUUAUAAACACACAAGCCUACCCGCUUGAAGGUGUCUUAAACAGCUUUUCUUGAGUUGAUGAAAGCAGCGUGCUGAUCCAUGGCUGUGACUAGUGGUCAAAGGAGUGACAUUUCCUAUAAAUCCUUGGCCCGACUCGGAGUUGAUCCUUCUCGGGUGCGACUGGCCGUGUUUAAUCUAGUAAUGGAAAUGCAAAUCAGGAGAGGGCUAAAAGCGCCGAUGGAAAAACACCAUAAGAGAACUCCUGUUUUGAACUGCUUGUUGGAGAGAGAUUACAGUACACAGAUACAGUGGAAUGUCUUCACCCAGUGGGUAUAUUGUUACACACAGAACAGGCUUCACAGGUCUUGUUUUCAGUAUAUUUUAGUUCUUUAUUUCAAGCUUAGUACUGACGAUAAUUAAAAAUGCCAAUAAUUUAUAUGCAAAAGUAUGUUUAUGUAGCCCAUUGUGUAUGCUUUUCUUACUGAGUGAGCCAUGAAUUCUGAAGGAACAGCUCAACUCUAUUACUCUAAAACAAGGGACUUGGAUAGGAUGGAAAAGAGGAAGAUGCUAAAUGUACUGAGGCUUGUAAGCCUCUCUUUAUUUGUUCAUCUUAAGGUGUGGCUUCAUGUGUGAGUGUGUAUGUGUGUGUCAGUAAACACAGAUAAAACUCUGGGUGCCCAAAUGCUCCAGUGAUGAUUACUAGCCUUACACCAGCUUGCAGUUAUCUGUAGACGGACCCAUACUUCUAAGUGCUAAAUAAACUAUUAUACCCUUAAGGGCACUACAAUGGGGACCAAUAUUGUGUGUGUGUGUGUGUGUGUGUGUAUGCAUGUGUUGCCAGCCUGUUUACCUGUGCAUCUGGCCUUUCCUCUCUACUCUUUCCUGUCAGAUAUUCCAUUAAUGCAAAGUUCCAGAUACAUUUUUAACUGGACCAUAUUUUUCCAUCAGCCUCCAUCAUACUGACUAUUUAUGUCCAAAAUCCCAUCAGUUGUUUCACCAUAGAGCUUUAAUCAUAAUGACAUUGGAAAAUAACCCUGACCCGAUAAUAUGUUGGUUUAAAUAUCAUGAUGCUGUGAUGCUCACUUUGUUAUAACCCAUACCAGUGUCAUGCUUCAGCUGCUGGUCUACAUGCAGCACUUUUAAAGGAUCAGAUCGCUCAAGUUACUGAAACAAUGCAGCUCUCUUACCUCUAGUGCAGUGGUUCCCAACUAUAUUUGACUAUAGCCAAACCAAUAGUGGACUUGUAAGGGUAAUACAAAUACUGACAUUUAAGAGUUUA